This is a messenger RNA of Drosophila bipectinata, 1967 nucleotides long. Its product is annotated as putative polypeptide N-acetylgalactosaminyltransferase 13. Gene Ontology annotation, biological process: protein O-linked glycosylation. Gene Ontology annotation, cellular component: Golgi apparatus. Gene Ontology annotation, molecular function: polypeptide N-acetylgalactosaminyltransferase activity. Lineage: Eukaryota; Metazoa; Arthropoda; Insecta; Diptera; Drosophilidae. The record is from RefSeq and is a predicted model, not a curated record.
AUGCCUGACAAGAAAAAUGCCGCCGCCUGCUCCAGGGAGAACCCCAACAAUGCCGUCGCCGAAACGCAUUUGUAUAAUGAACCAUAUAGUGAAAAUAUCGUCGUGGACCUUGUGAAUGCCUGGAAAGCGAUUGUCUCUCGUACCCCUCUCUAUCCAGAUGAGUUCUUCCAGUACAGUCUUUACAUGAGCGACAGUUUGGGGGCCCUUAGGGGAUUGCCAACUACCAGACAUGAAAGUUGCAAUUUCCAUAGCUACACCUUGCCCGAACCCUCCAAGGCAAAAGUGAGUGUUGUGAUCAGCUUCCACAACGAAGCCCGCUCCAUGCUGCUGCGGACCAUUGUGUCCCUGAUAAGACGCACCCCGGAGGAGUACUUGCACGAGCUAAUCGUCGUCGACGACAGGAGCCUGGACGCGACUCUGCUGGAUGACCUCGAGCGGUGGUUGGGUCGAGUUUUCGCCACUCGGAGUCGGCUGGGUCUCAUCUUCCUAAGGAACUUGGAGCGCCGGGGCCUGAUUUGGUCGCGCAACAGGGGCGCCAUCGUUGCCAGUGGCCAUUACAUCCUCUUCCUGGACAGUCAUUGCGAGGUAAACGAGGGCUGGCUGGAGCCCCUGCUGGAGAGGCUGGCGUUGAACCCCCGCCUGGCGGUCAGCCCUGUCCUGGAUCCCAUUGACCCGGAGACCCUGAGCUACCGGAAGGGCAACGCGAUGCUAAAGGGUGGCUUCGACUGGUCCCUGCACUUCCACUGGCUGAAACGCCGGUUGACAAGCAAGGAGCGUCCGGAGGCGCCCUACAAAAGUCCAUCCUUUUCUGGAGGUGUCCUGAUGAUAUCACGCGAAUGGUUUCUCAAGCUAAACUCCUUCAAUCCCAAUCUUAAGAUCUGGGGCGGCGAGUCCAUCGAGCUGGCCAUUAAAUUGUGGCUUUGCGGUGGACAAAUUGAGAUCGUGCCCUGCAGUCGAAUUGGACAUAUCUUUCGUCGCUUCCAUGCCUUCGAGUUCCCGCCAGAGAGGGACUUUACUGAGCACGCCAGUUCACAGAGGAGUUUCGCCCAGUCCACCUACUUGCACAACUCAAAAAUCAUAGCCGAGUCCUGGCUGGACGAGUACAAAAAUAUGUUCUACGCACUGAAGCCAGCGGCCAAGGGAAUUCCAUUGAAUGACACCACCAUCGAAGAGUUGCACCAGUUCCGGCGGGAGAAGCAGUGUCAUCGCUUCCACUGGUAUUUGUGGAAUGUCAGUCCCGAACUAAGAUUUAACCUCGAAGAGCUAGCUGCCACAGGAACUUUGCAAAACGAGGAUCGUUGCCUUCACGCCAGAAACCAAAAGGACUCACAGACAGGUCGGCAACUGAUCCUUACCAGCUGCUACAGCAAGGACAUUACCCAGUGGAGCCUGUUCCGCGUCACCGGGCAGUUGAGUACCCAAAGGGAACUUUGCCUGGGGGUCGGAUUUGGACGUAUUCUUAGCCUGGGACCGUGUGGCCAAAACGAGACCCUGAGGCAGUCGCAGCAAUGGGUGCGAACGGGGACUCAACUGAUGCACGCCGCAACGCACCUGUGCCUGGAUAAUCCGAUCAAGGACCAACUGGAGUUGAACUCCUGCCGCUCGCAUGCAGUAUCACAGUCCUUUCAAUUUGCAUUGGAAAUGGAGAGGCAAACAUAAACUUGGCUAAUGAUACCGACACAGAUACCAAUGCUGAUUCUGAUUCGAUGAACAUGAGCUCCUAAACCGUGAGUUGGAGUGAAUUGGAGACGGAGAUGUAGUUAAAUCUCUGGGCGUGCAGGUAAAUCAAAAUGCUGACAUGUUGUGCUAAUCUCUGUGAAACAUUUCCGCUGCCGGAGCAACAGAGUCCGUCAUAGAUUACGGCUCCGGCUGAGGGGAAGCAGUAAAUUAUGGCGCCAUAGAUAUACGAAAAGGUGCGGCACUCUUCUCCAGUUUCAACUUCUUGUUGGAUGUUGUGGGUUUUCAUA